AAAAUAAAAAAUAAAAAAUAAAAUAGCAACGGAAAAUGCAAAACCCCGACAAAUGUUCAAUCUUCUUUACAGAGCUCCAGCAAAGAUUAUCUCAUUUCCUAUACCAACACCCAGUUUCUCAAUUUCAUGCGCUACACUUACCACCUCACCAUCUCAGCUUCUACAUCCGACCUCCCAAGAUGCUGCCUUGGCCAACCUUCUUCUCAAAUCAGAUUCAGAAGCUCUAACCCAAAAAAUUCUUCUCAACCCCAAUGUUGAAUGGACCCCAGAUCUGGCUGACAGUGUCCUCAAGCGCUUAUGGAACCAUGGACCCAAAGCCCUUCAAUUCUUCAAGGUCCUGGACCACCAUCCCACCUAUGCUCACUCCUCCUCAUCCUUCAACCAUGCUAUCGACAUCGCUGGUCGUUUGCGUGACUACAAGACCCUUUGGACACUAGUGGCUCGAAUGCGCACUCGUCGGCUUGGACCCAGCUCCAAAACUUUUGCAAUCAUUGCUGAGAGGUAUGUUGCUGCCGGAAAACCUGAUAGAGCUGUAAAAGUUUUUUUGUCUAUGCAUGAACAUGGUUGUCCUCAGGAUUUGAAUUCGUUCAAUACGAUUCUUGAUGUGCUGUGCAAAUCCAAACGUGUGGAAAAGGCUUAUAAUUUGUUUAAGGUUUUUAGGGGCAGGUUUAAGGCUGAUAGUGUUAGUUAUAAUAUUAUUGCAAAUGGGUGGUGUUUAAUUAAGCGUACGCCAAAGGCAUUGGAGGUGUUGGAAGAGAUGCUGAAGAGGGGAUUGAAUCCCAAUUUAACAACUUAUAAUAUAAUGCUUAAAGGGUAUUUUAGAGCUGGUCAGAUUAAAGAAGCUUGGGAAUUCUUUUGCCAAAUGAAGAAGAGGAAAUGUGAAAUUGAUGUUGUUACUUAUACUACUUUGGUUCAUGGGUUUGGUGUUGUUGGUGAGAUUAGAAAAGCCCAAAAGAUUUUCGAUGAGAUGGUUGGUGAGGGGGUGCUUCCUUCGGUUGCAACAUACAAUGCUUUGAUUCAGGUUUUGUGUAAGAAAGAUAAUGUGGAAAAUGCUAUUAUAGUUUUUGAAGACAUGGUGAGGAAGGGUUAUAUGCCUAAUUCGACAACUUAUACCGUGUUGAUUAGAGGAUUGUGUCAUGCAGGUCAAAUGGAAAGGGCAGUGGAGUUUAUUAACAGAAUGAAGGAUGAUGAGUGUGAACCAAAUGUUCAGAUAUACAAUGUUGUAAUCCGUUACUUUUGUGAUGCUGGAGAGAUAGAAAAAGGGUUGAACUUUUUUGAGAAGAUGAGCAGUGGGAAUUGCUUACCUAAUAUGGAUACAUAUAAUAUUUUGAUAAGUGCAAUGUUUGUGAGGAAGAAGUCAGAUGAUUUAUUGGUGGCUGGGAGGUUGUUGAUCGAGAUGGUUGACAGAGGAUUUCUGCCUCGGAAGUUUACUUUCAACAGAGUUUUGGAUGGGCUUCUGUUAACAGGCAACCAGGCUUUUGCAAAAGAAAUCUUGAGAUUGCAGAGCAGAUGUGGUCGGCUUCCUCGGCAGAUCAAAUUAUGAAAGCCUGUUUGCAUUCAGAGUGGAUCAUUAUGAUUGCAGAUUUGACUGACUGAGAACAUGUGAGUCUUCAUGUUUGGUGAAUUCAACUGGGGCUUCCAGAUUUGGUUGAACAAGGAAUUUUCAGUGUCCAAUUUGAGGCUUUCGGCGGUUAGUUUUGCAUGCAGUCCACAAGUAGGAUUGAACAAGAAUGUUAUAGCACACGUUUCAGCUCCUCAGCGGGUGAUGAUCUCAUCUGUAUCAAGGUUCCUUUAGUUCUUUCCUUGCUGUGAUAACAGAAGCUUGUACUUUUUAACUUCUAGUUCUACCAUUUUUUAAGCGAGAAAGAAAAAUUAUUAAACUGUUGUAUAUAUCUCUUUUUGGUUGUUUAUUUAUUUUUUGUGCAUUAUUAAAAUGCUUACAUUGGUUAAGUACUAACUGGAAUUUAUCUUGUUGCUAAAUAAAUGAAUGGUUGCUUUUAUACCUUUA
This is a messenger RNA of Ziziphus jujuba (common jujube), 2008 nucleotides long. Its product is annotated as pentatricopeptide repeat-containing protein At1g74900, mitochondrial. The record is from RefSeq and is a predicted model, not a curated record. Lineage: Eukaryota; Viridiplantae; Streptophyta; Magnoliopsida; Rosales; Rhamnaceae. Gene Ontology annotation, molecular function: protein binding. The transcript has a single exon. Bases 53 to 1543 code for a protein of 496 amino acids.